GACGAGCACCACACGUACUCCGUCUGUGUCACCCGCAUUGGAGAGGGCAGAGCACCCCAUGUUCCAAGAAAUGGGGAGCAUUGCCCAGCCUCCAUGGCGAGGAGGCGCCUUCGUAGCCCCAGUGGUGCCGUCCAGUGCUGCUCUCUCGCAGCAACACGGCGACGGCGCCAAUUGGUUGAAGUGCAGAAGACGACGACCGAGGAGCAACGGCAUCGCCGAGCGCCUGCACGCCGUCCCCUCGCCCCGGUCUUGCUCUACACCGGCCUCCAUUUCCCUCUCGCAGGCCAGCAUCCAGCCCGGCAGAUCUCGCGCUCGGCGGCCUGCUGCUCGCGCCGGCGGCAACGCUCGAAAACGGGGUUCUCAUAGCUCCGCUGCACCGCAGACGCUGGCCGACCCAGCUGUGCACGAUCAGUGCGGCGGGGGGAUUGCUGCGGGUGGGGGGAUAGAGGUGGACAUGUUCGGGAGCAGCGGUGGUAUGUUUGGUGAUGUGGCGGGGGAUGUGGUGAAUAUGGAGAGAAACGUGUCUGCAGCGGCGGCGGGAGCGCUGGGAGACGAUGACCAUGUAGAGAUGAUGGGCACGCCACCCGAGGAACAGCACCAGCACCAGCACCAGCACGCCCAAGCCCGUUUGAAAGGGACGGAGGAAGAGGAGGUGGCGAGUUUGGAGGCAGAGAUUGGGUCGGGGAUGGACGCUUACAGUCGGCAGCUGAUUGGAGGGCUGACGAAGCUAGCUCGAAAUGGUCUGUGGAAGGCCUCAUUCAAAGUGCUUCGAGUGGAGCAGGCGCUCAACGCACGGAAGAUUUCAGCAGCUCAAGCGAACGGGGAGGAGUACUCAUCGUCUUGGCCGGUUGUGGAGCAAAAGGCGUACAACACGAUUCUGGCGGCGUUGAGCCGGGCUGGCAAGUGGGAAGAGGCCGUCCUGCUGCUGAAAGAGAUGGAGACGAGGGGAAUACAAAGAGACGCCGUCAGCUAUGCCUGCCUCAUCGCCGCGUGUGGCCGGGGCAUGCAAUGGGAAAAAGCCCUCGUUUCUCUCGCGGAAAUGAGGGAUGUGGGGAUCAAGGCGAACUCUUUCGUCUACUCUGCCGCGAUCGACGCUUGCGCCAAGGGACGGCAAUGGCAGAAGGCCUUGAUUCUGCUGCGGGAUAUGGAGGUUGUCGACGGACUACCGGCGAACUUGAUUUGCUACAACGCGGCCGCUGACGCUUGCGGGAAGGCGGGCAGACCGGGCGAGGCACUGGCGCUGCUGGCGAAGAUGCAGAAGGUGGGCAUAAAGCCGAACGAGGUCUCGUACCUGUCGGUGAUCUCGGCGUGCUCCCGCGUGGGCGACUGGAAGCGGGCGCUGCUGCUGCUGGACGAGAUGAUCGUGAUGGGCGUGCAGCCCGAUCUCAAGUGUUUUUGCUCGGCAAUCACGGCUUGCGGAAAAGGAGGCCGGUGGAAUCAGGCGCUGGGACUACUCAACAUGAUGCACAAAGACGGGCCGCCUCCCAAUGACUACUGCUACAACGCCGCCAUCUCGGCCUGCGGCAAGUCCGGCCAGUGGCGUGAGGCCAAGGAGUUGCUCUCCACCAUGCGCGAUAGAGGGGUCCCGCCGGAUCUCAUCAGCUACAACUCGGCCAUCGAUGCUUGUGGAAAGGGCGGAAGGUGGGAGGAAGGUCUGAAAAUUUUCGUUGGCAUGGUGAAGGCUGCGGAGGAACCGUGGGAUGCGGACGUGGGCCACCCCAAACCCCCCACCCCCGACGCUACGACUUACGGUGCCGCCAUCACCGCCUGCAGUCGGGGCAAGCAGUGGCAGAUGGCCCUUCGAUUCUUGGAAGACAUGGAAAAGAAGGGCGUGGAGAGAACCGAAGGGGCUUUCCAGGCUACGCUCGCCGGGUGCGCUAGGAUGGGGAGGUGGAGGGAGUGCAUCGUGACGCUGGACCAGAUGCGCAAGAGCGGCCUUCAGCCACGGGCGGCGGCGUACAACUCGGUCAUCACGGCCUGUGGGCGGGGCGGGGAGUGGCAGCGGGCGAUCGCUAUUCUGAAGCAGAUGUCGUCGAGGGGGGCCACGCCGGAUGUGAUCACCCUCAACGCGGUCAUGACUUCUUGCGCUCAGUCUCAGCGUUGGAAGCAGGCGAGGGUGAUUCUCGACUUCAUGCGAGACCCCAACAACGUUGCAACGAUCGAAUGCGGAGGGCUACUCUUCCCCGUCCUGGACAUCAACGGUGCAAGCACCGACCUAAAUAUAGUGGUGGACGGGUUAGGACGGAAGAACGGCGAGGUCAACGUUGGCAAAGGCGGUCGAGCCCCUGCUGAGGCAAGAAGCGAAGGUAGCGCCGUUGGAUUGCCCUCGACAACGACCACCUCCAUCAGCAGCAGUAGCAACCAAGAUAAUGGUGGGACUCCCGUGAAGCGACGGCGGACGAGAGAGGGGGGGUCUUGGCCUCCACGCCCGGACGCGGUCAGCUUUCACACGGUCAUGAAGGCGUUAGCAACAGAGGGGAUGUGGCACGAGGCGGUGGAAUUGUUGGAGGAAAUGGUGGAAGAAAGGCGGCGGUUCCUUCGGUCCGACGAGGCCUUUCUGGAGACCACUGUGGGGGGGGGAGGAGGGGGAGGUCGGCAGCAGCAACAGCAGCAGUGGCCAGUCAACAUCGACCGGUUUCGUGGGGUGUUCGAGAUGGAGCUCAAGAACAACGAGGUCGUCGGGCACGAGCAGCGGGGGGACUGGUCGAAGUUCGAGGUCUCGCCGCAGGUGUCCCUGAGGGCGAAGGCCAUGGACCUGCUCAUGGUGAUGGAGAGAGAGGAGAAGGAGGCGCGCCUCAAGAGGCAGACGCUGUACGACAACAUCGCACGCCGGUAGUUGGUCUGGUUCGUAACACCGCGUUGGUCUAUUUUACCCUGUGGGGGUAUUGAUGGCGAUCCCGGCUUGCACGUACAGGUAACAUACGACCGUGAGACAAGCCCGCUCCGAGCCGAGUGGUUACAGUACCCUUGCACGGAAGUACGAUGUUAAUGCUUCACGUCCAAGUUUGGUAUUUGAUCUAAAACGAUUGCCGAGUUGUGUUUGUCUCUGGUUGGGGCUGGCCUGUAUCCUAGCUGUGUUUAUCUCUGCUUGGGGCUGGCUCAAUUGAAACGAGCGCGCUCUUAUCCCUUGGCUUAGUACCCUCGAACGGAAGUCCAAUGUUUCUUGUUCAAAUCUGGUAUUUGAUCUGAAAUAUGGUAUAUAUUGUUCAUCUCUGAGUGGGGCUGGCUCAAAUACUUCAGGGGUUGUAUGCGCCGUUGUUGUCAGUGGAUGACCACGGUUUUUUUAAUUUGGUGGGUUGGGAUGUGUUCUCGACAGAGAGUGAGGAAGAAAGACUUGUCACGGGAGCGGAUGGUCUUGGUUGCUCUGGUCUAAUCAGCGUUCCAGCUAAGGCAUGGAAUCGGCCUCCCUUCAGGCCAGGCCGACCUACGCUUGAGGUAGGCGUGAUGCACUCAAGUUUUGCACAUUCAAAUAUUUUUUUCUUGUGUGUCGCGGGUAUGUUGAGCACGGAGAAUGCCGCUUUGUGAUAGGUGGUCCUAAAUUGGCAACACAGCUUGCCUCAGGGAACUGCUGUGCUGGUGCUCUAAGAGAUUGUCGGUAACGCUGAGUUAUUGUCGUUGUCAUGAUUCGGGACGGCGCGAAACCAUGAAGGGUUUGUUAUGGAAGAAAGCGGUAUUGUACUUGUUAUCAUGGGCGAACGGACAUGCAUCUAAGUUUCCCCCUGCUCCUCUCGCUCGAGCACGCCAAAGCACCAAUAGAUUAGCGUGUGUUGUACUAGACUAGGCUUAUUGUGUGUCUGGGGAGCGAAGGGGGCGGGUGUUCGCUGACGUGAACAAACUGGGCGAUCGAGGCCGCGUGAUGCUUCGGUUUUAACCAUUUAAAUUUUUGAUAUAACAUGAGGUUCCUUUU
This is a messenger RNA of Ectocarpus sp. CCAP 1310/34, 3907 nucleotides long. The record is from the annotation of a GenBank genome assembly. NCBI's taxonomy places the organism in Eukaryota, Phaeophyceae, Ectocarpales, Ectocarpaceae.